CGCGCGGUGACAGCCUCCCCCCAGCAUCCGGGGCCGGCGCUCCCCGCGCUCGCUGCGCCCCAGGCUCCUUCCCCCGCUGCGCGGCGCCGUCCGAGGAGCAGGCCGGGGGCUGCCCUCGCAGGGCGGCGCGGGGGGCUCGCUCGGCCCCGGUCCCGGGAGACGCGAGGAUGGGCUGAGCACCGCGGGGGCCUCUCCCCGGACUUGGGGGACCCGCGGCCCGGCCAACACCCGUCCUGCUAGUAGAGGGAGCGGUGGCGCCGCCUGCCCGGCCCGGGGCUCGGCGCAGAGCAGCGAGGCGGGAAGAGACGGACUCCGCAGGGCCAGGCUUAGCUCCCGCCCGGCCCGAUCCCCCAACCGCAGCGGUGAUUCCGGGCGCGCUGCAGCCGGGCAGCCCAUGGCAAAGAGCAGGUGGAUGCGAGCAUGACUCGGGUGAUUAAUAUUCCAGCAGCGUGCCAAGCUUUCCUCGCUCGCUGCACCAAAUCCUAGCAGCCUCCGAGCCAGCACCAGCAUCGCCGCUGCACCAAUGGUUCCCGGCCCUGCGGCUCUCUGCGCCUGGCACCUGGCCCUGCCUCGCUGAGCGUUACCAUGUGGCUUUGGUACUUAGCGCCUGGUCAACGCCUGGGGCUGAGCUGCGGGAGAGUCUGGCUCCUGGUCCUCUUGCUGCUGGGUUGUGACCUUGCCCGGGAAGGGGGGUCGGUCCUGAACUGCCCCCCAAAAUGCGUGUGUGCUAGCAACAUCAUCAGCUGCUCCAAGCUGGGCCUCGGAAUCAUCCCCACUAAGCUGCCUCGCUUCACAGCCAUCCUGGACCUCAGCCACAACAACCUGACCCGCCUGCGGGCGGACUGGACCCCCGCCCGCCUCCCCCACCUCCACUCCCUGCUGCUCAACCACAACGCCCUGGGAUUCAUCUCCACCGAGGCCUUCUGCCACGUCCCGCACCUGCGGUACCUGGACCUCUCCUCCAACAGCAUCAAGGCGCUGGAGGAGUUCCUCUUCAGCCAGCUGCAGGAGCUGGAGGUGCUGCUGCUCUACAACAACCAGAUUGCCCAGAUGGACCGCAGCGCUUUCGAUGACAUGGCCAGGCUGCAGAAACUCUACCUGAGCCAGAACCAAAUCUCCCGCUUCCCCAUGGAGCUGGUGAAGGACCGGGCCAAGCUGCCCGACCUAGCCCUGCUGGACCUUUCUGCCAACAAAAUCAAGGGCCUGCCAGUCGCGGCCCUGAAAGGCCUCCCUGCCUGGAUGAAAAACGGCCUCUACCUCCACAGCAACCCGCUGAGCUGUGACUGCGGGCUGUACGAGCUCUUCACGCACUGGCACGCACGCCAGCUCAGCUCGGUGGUGGACUUCCGGGAGGAGCUGGUGUGCAGCCUGCCCCUGGCCAAGCGCAGUGUCAGCAUCUUCACCCUCAACAGCCAGGACUCCCUCAACUGCAGCGAGUUCAAGGAGCAGAUGCUGGAGGCCUACCUGGGGGACACGGUGACCAUCGAUUGCGACACCAAGGUCCGGGGGGCGACCACCAGGGAGUGGGUGACCCCAAACAACAGGCGCUUCCCGGAGGAGACCGCCAACAGCACCAUGACAGUGCUGGGCAAUGGCAGCCUGCAGAUCCGCCUCAUCCGGGUGGAGGACAUGGGCACGUACACCUGCUAUGCAGUCAGCCAGGCCUUCAAUGAGACCCUCUAUGUGGACGUGAUGGUCCACAACUUCACCCAGCACGGAACUCACGACACGCUGAACACUGCCUACACCACACUGGUGGGCUGCAUCCUCAGCGUCAUUCUGGUGCUCAUCUACCUGUACCUGACACCGUGCCGCUGCUGCUGCCGUGGCAACGAGAAGCUGGCCGCCCAACCAGAGGACAGCAUCAACUCCUCCAUGCUCAGCACCACGCCCAACCACAACCCCGAGGUGGCCGUUCGCAAGGGAAGCCUCAGACACCUCGCGGCUUCCGGCCCCAUGCAAGGCCAGAACGGUAAGGUCAAACCCAACAGCACGCCAGAGCAGGCGGCCAGAAGGGCCCAGAAGGCCCCCAGGAAAAUGUCAGACCCGGACUCUGUCAGCUCUGUCUUCUCGGACACGCCCAUCGUAGUGUAGGUGUACGGAAGACGCGGAGAGGUGGGAAUGUUGGAGAGCGAGUGGACAAGGACAGGUAGUGACCCUCCCCUAGAGUGCAGCUGGCCAGCGGGGCAGGGGCUGGGCCCAGCAGUGGGGUGAUGGGUCUCCAUGCACAUGGCACAACGCUGCUGCCAGGCGCUGCCUCCCGCUGUGCAGCACUGAUCUUGCCAGCACCCCAAUGAACAUUGUCCUCCCAUCAGCAGAGCCCAAGCGGCAAGCAGAGCCCGGCAGUCCACUCCCUGCAGCCGCCCCCAGCCCUUGACGAGGAACUCCAGCCAGAGCUUUGCAGAGUCCCACCAAGAAAUGAAACAUGCAGCAGGGAUAUGGCGCCAGUGCCCCGCAGAGCUGAGAAGGUGGGGCAGGGGGUUGCUGCUGAAAGAGCCCAUGCUGCAAUGCUGGGGCAAUCCUUCCUUACUGUUCAAGGGACAUCCCAGGUCUGUUUCUGACUACCUUGGCACGAAACCAUGCUCAUCUCUGAGGUGUCCCAGCACCACAACCUUGGCCUGUAUCCGCCAUUUGAAGGUCACCUUCUGCUUUAUAGCUUGGCCACUGAAAGCCUUGACAUCCGUUGGGGACCAGCGUGUGGGAGCAGGGGGUCUCUCUUCUGCUACCAAACAGCCUCUUGCUAGAUACCCCCUUUUAGAACUAAGGCAACCCAAAGAUUUUCAGCUCCAUCAGGAUGAAAGCGGGAACUUAGGACACAGUGGGGCAUGAUCAACACCAGCUGGUCCCCCAGUGAGCUCUCUGGCUGACAGCCUAAUGAUCAGAUUCCCAUUCCUAAUUACAAUGAUACAUCAAGGCACAAGCUGGGUUUCCGGGACAGCUAUUCGCAUUGCAGAACAUCAGCAACCCCUUGGCAGGCUGUGCCGUGGCUGCCAGGGAGGCACUGCGCCUCUACCCGUUCUGUACGGCGCUCGUGUGGGCUGUCCCAGCGAGCCAAGGGGCUGCGUGCUCCAGGGAUGUUAGGAAGGGGAGCUGGUAAUGGGGUCUGCUGAAGGCAGCAGGCAGAGCACAGGAUCCCUGCAGGGAAGGGGGGUUGGGAACUGUGAUCAGACAUAGCAGCACUUCCGAGCAGACAUGGGGGGUGGGGCCCCCAAAAUAUGCUCCUGCUCCUUCUACAUCCCCCCCCCCCUUAAGCCUCCCCCACCCCCAUGAUCCAGGUGGCUUUUCUCUCUGCCCAGCUACAAAUUGAUUCCAUCCUAUAUUUCCUUUUCCCUUUUCCUGUCACCUGGGAGAGUCUGGGCCCUCCCCAGUGGGGGCAGAAGAGCAGACUGUCCCCUUGCAGUGGUCCCUUUGCCUGCCCCCAUAUGAGGGGGACAGAGAUGUGGUCUUGACAUGGACAUCCCAGCUCUGAGCCUGCUAGCAACAAACUCACCCAGCACAGGCCAGCUGGAGGUAGGGUUUGGUCUGUGCACCAGGUACAGCUAGAGGACUCUGCGUUAAGCAGGCGCUAUCCGUAGAGGAGAUAGCAUUCCCCCUUUCCCUCAGACGAGGGGGGGUCCCAGAGGGAGGGUGCUGCUGGACAUGAAGGUAGGGGGAGCUAAUCAGAUGCCCAUGGCUGUCUGGAUGUUACCUUGUGGGGAUCCCACCCAGCCUACAGCUGGUUCUCAAGCCGUCCGUUCUACUAGUGGCUCUCUUAGCUUCAGGGAGCAGGGGGUGAACAAAGGUGGGCAAGAGCAGCCCAGAGAGAUUGGGGUAGAGGGAAGCCUGCACUGAUCUCUCUGGCCAUGAAUAGCAUCAUCAGCAAAGAGUGGCGAGCUCCAUGGUACAUUGCAGUGGACUCUCCCUGGAGCCCUAGAUAUCUUCUUCACUGCCCCAGCUGGCAUCGCCCUGGGGGUUGUCCGAGCCUGCGAGGGGCCCAAGGUGAUGGCUGGCACAAGCAGAAGGAGCACGAGGCACCAUCUCCUCCAUCACACUCAUCAGCCCGAGAACGGGGCUCAGCUCUGGGACUCAUCUAAAUGCUUUUCCUGGCAUGUUAUUGUGAAGCAUGAGUCCUCCAAGAGAAGCAUGCGAUCCAGGUGAGACCAGCCUGCAAGCCACACAGCAGGGAGCUCGGGGGGAGGGGGCAGAGCAAGGGGAGGGUAUGUGUGAAAGGGAUUGUGCCGGGAGGGGAGGGGGGAGGAGGAAGGGGCGAUUUGGCCCUGAUGGGCUGGUUUUGUGCGACUGAGAUUCAAUCCUGGCACCUGUGGAACCACAAGGCUGCCUAGCUGCCCCUCCCCCCCCCACCCGUGCAGUCACUUCCCCUCCGCAUCCCCCCCAAAAGCCCUGCUAUCUUGCAGCCUCAUUGUGAGCUCCCCGAAUACCACAGCCACCUGGGUGCUAGGCAGGGAGCGCCCCGGGCAGGCUGAGGCAGCUGCAGGAACGGGGGGAGGGAACAGGGAGACCUGACUCAGGGGAGGUCAGUGCCCUCCACACACUGGUUCCCAUGUCUGCCUGGCCCUCCCUGGAGUGACACGCGUACGCUGUCGCACACAGCUUUCCCCCUCCCCCCUCUCCCCCCGUACAAUCGCAUCUGUGCAAGGGCAUCCAGCCCAGUUCACGUGCUCAGCGGGCGGACCUGUGGGCUGGUGUGUGGCUUGGCACACAGGGCCGAGCAGCUGUGCUGUGUGCAUGGGGCUAUUGUGAGCGUGGAGCUCGAAGGGGGCCGAGUGACUCUGCCGGCUCGUGUCUGGGAGAGGUCAGAGAUGGGGAGUGAGACUGAGCACAUGGGUACCUUGCUAGGGGUGUGUGCAUGUCUCCGUGUGGAUGAGUGCACAAGUGUGCAUGGGGGUGUUGCAUACCUGUGUGUGUAUGGAUGCAUGUGUGUGCUUGAGAGCACACACAAGUAUGCAUGGGGGUGUACGUGUGUGUGCACAUUCUCACUCACACACACACACACACACACCCCAUUCAAAGACCCAGCCUCCAAACACUGCUGCUCCCCUCCCAGCUUGCCUGCCAGAAGCUGUGGGCGCCUCUGCAUGUGACAGGAAGCAAAGGGGAUGAGAUCCCCUAAGGCCCGGGGAGCACAGCCCACUGUCCAGACCUAUGGCCAGAGCUGCCAGGAAGAGCUAUGCCUAGCUCUCCAGCAGCCCCUUCAAGAGCCAGACUGCCCGAGAGAGCAGUUCAGGGCUGCAGGGCGAGUGAGGCUGCUGGCUGGGCUCGUGUCUUGCACUGCCCCCUGACUUGCUGAGAGCCCUACCCAUGGGCCAGGACACAACUCAGCCCCAUGGAGAGACCCCCAUGUAGGGGCUGUGCCACUGCCCAGUUGGGAGACGCCAGGGACAGCAGGGUUAGAGAACUGAAAAGCUCCCUGUGGUGCUGCUCCCGGGAACAGAAAGGCAGGGGCAGAAGCAGAGAGCGGGAGCCCUGGGUUCCGUGCGCCAGCUUGUGUGCUGGGCUGUCCCACAGGCUGUGUGCUGUGGCCUUGCGAGGGGAUGCGGGGGGAUGUUGCCUUACUAGAAUGUGCAUUAGGGAGCCAUUGGUGAGCCCCAGCAGGGCCCGAUAGGCAAACCCUAGAUGCUUGAUGGUGCAGCCUGCUCUGAGCUCCUCACCAUGGCUGUGUGCCUUGACAGGGCCAUGCAGAAGGAUGCAGAAGGGAAGAAAGGACUGCUCUGGGCAGUCAGAUCUCCAGUGCCCUGUAUCCUAUUCCCCUCCCCCUGAGCUGGCCAGUCCACCAGAUCAGAGCCAGUGCCCCAGAGAGGGAAAAGGCCCAAGAGCCUAUUCCCCACCCCCAAGCCAGCCAGUGUCUGUUGCAUCUGACCAGAAGAUUGUGUCCCCAUAGCCUGAGCUCCAACCUCAGUAGCCCCUUGGUGAGCAGCUAGAGCCUUGCCUGCUUUCAUGGCACCGGAUGACACUGUGCAUCAUCAAUCGUUCCUAAGGCCUUUCCUCCCUUUAGUCCUGCGCAGGCAGAAGGGGAAGCCCCCCACUCUCUUUCCCAUUGUAAAUAAACAAGUGGCUGGAAGAUUCACCCACUGGCCGCACAACUACCUGCACAGAAAGAGGGGCCUGGGGAACAGGUCUGGGCAACCCCCCGGCCUGUGUCUGCCACACAGGGAAGGCUGACAGGAUCCUACUGGAAACAGGCAAAUGAAGCCCACCAAGAGCAUGGGAGAGCUCUCCUCCCCCCAUCCCUGCCACAUCCCAGGAGAUAUAGCCCCCAAAAAGACAGGACUGAGAUCACGGCAUGCAAGACUGGCCACCCUUGCACUUACUAAUCAAUGGGCAGAUUCUAGAAGGUGCUGAGCACCUUCAACUCCAUCGCCCAACACCAUGAAGGAUCAGGCCCCUGAUCUGGAUGCCUCUCUCUGCUAGUGCCCGACAGCUGAUGCUAGAGAGGCAGGACACCCCUUCCCCAUGUCCAGGGGUCCACCCUGUGAGGGUAUUGAUGGAGGGGCACCCCUCCCCCAAGCAUCCUCGCAGCUCUGCCUCAAUACACCGCUUGAUACCAGGAACAGGGGCUUGGGGGCAGCCAGGAACGGAGUGGUGAUGCUGGGUCACCGCUCAGAGGAAGGAAGCUGGAGAGGGAAACCCACAGGGCAGGGCGGGGGCCCAGCAUGCUGAACAGAGAGCCUGUACCCUAAAGGGGUCCCUGGCAGUGGACAGGAGCCCCCAGGAGGGUUAAGGGAGAGCAGAGAGGGGGCAGGAGAAGCUCUGGUUCCACGGGGUGGGGGGGGGAAGUGUGUGUCUGUGUGUCUAUGUCUGUGAGUGCGCAGAGGGAGGUGUCCCAGUUAACCGCUGUGUCUGGGGAGCCUCCAGGCUAGGUCAGAGGUGGCUGCUCUGCUCCCACCAGGCUAGGGCCAGACAGCUCCAGGCAGAGCCUGGCCACUCCUGCCCCACUCUGUGGGCUUGCAGGCCCCAUGAAUGUUAUUCUGCCCUGCACGGGAUGUGCAUUCUGUUCUCCAUUUCAGCCAGAGCCGCCAGGCCCGCAGUGCACACGGGCUGCAGCUCUCUCUGGUAGGCUGUGCUCUGACGCAUAGACAUAGGCGAAAAUAAACAUGUUUUAAGGUUCUGCA
Malaclemys terrapin pileata is the source of this 7109-nucleotide messenger RNA. RefSeq names its product adhesion molecule with Ig like domain 1 (gene AMIGO1). The transcript has a single exon. Bases 586 to 2094 code for a protein of 502 amino acids. Gene Ontology annotation, biological process: brain development. Lineage: Eukaryota; Metazoa; Chordata; Testudines; Emydidae. The record is from RefSeq and is a predicted model, not a curated record. Gene Ontology annotation, molecular function: protein binding.